UCCGGUACCGCCGCUCACAUAUUAGUACAGCUUCCAAGAUGGCCUCGCAGUACUAUCAGGAGAUGCAGGAGAGCUUCAGAAAUAACAACAAAAGUCGAGAGUUCCCGGCUCACACGGCCAAAGUUCACUCGGUGGCGUGGAGCUGUGAUGGCAGGAGGCUGGCCUCCGGUUCUUUCGAUAAAACAGCCAGCGUGUUCGUCCUCGAGAAGGACCGUUUGGUGAAAGAGAACAACUACAGGGGUCACGGUGACAGCGUGGAUCAGCUCUGCUGGCAUCCAACGAACCCAGAUCUGUUCGUCACAGCGUCCGGAGACAAGACCAUUCGCAUAUGGGACGUCCGCACCACCAAAUGCAUCGCCACCGUCAAUACGAAAGGAGAGAACAUCAACAUCUGCUGGAGCCCCGACGGUCAGACCAUAGCGGUCGGGAACAAAGACGAUGUGGUGACCUUCAUCGACGCCAAGACGCAUCGCUCCAGGGCGGAGGAGCAGUUCAAGUUCGAGGUGAACGAGAUCUCCUGGAACAACGACAACGACAUGUUCUUCCUCACGAACGGCAACGGCUGCAUCAACAUCCUGAGUUAUCCAGAGCUGAAGCCCAUCCAGUCCAUCAACGCUCACCCGUCCAACUGCAUCUGCAUCAAGUUUGACCCCACAGGGAAAUACUUCGCCACAGGAAGUGCAGACGCCCUCGUCAGCCUGUGGGACGUGGAGGAACUGGUGUGUGUCCGCUGCUUCUCCAGGCUGGACUGGCCCGUGAGGACGCUGAGCUUCAGCCACGACGGCAAGAUGUUGGCCUCAGCGUCCGAGGAUCACUUCAUAGACAUCGCCGAGGUGGAGACGGGAGAGAAGCUGUGGGAGGUGCAGUGUGAUUCUCCGACCUUCACUGUCGCCUGGCACCCCAAGAGGCCGCUGCUGGCCUACGCCUGCGACGACAAGGAGGGCAAAUACGACAACAACCGGGAGGCGGGCACCGUCAAACUGUUCGGCCUUCCCAACGACUCCUGAGACGGGUCAGCCGAGGUUCUCCUGGAAGAACUAGUUAGCUCAAAUUCCUUAUGAUCAGUCAGACCUAAAGAGAGAGCAAAGUAAAGGAAGGAUCACAUGGACACAUGAAAGGAAACAUUGAAAACAUCUGGGCACAGCCUCACAGAUGCUCCUGCUUGCUGAUGCAGCAGUAACCUUUCGCCACCAGCAGAUGGCGCAGCUGUCCUAAGUUUCCUUUAAAAGGGCCUGCUUCCGUUUUUAUACGCAGAUAAAAACACAACUCCCAUUGCUGUAAUAUAUUGUUUUUAUGUUAAAUAUGCAUUGUGUUUUGAUAUUAAACUUGGUCUCUUUAUAAA
This is a messenger RNA of Morone saxatilis (striped sea-bass), 1342 nucleotides long. It is a transcript of the gene thoc3, whose product is annotated as THO complex 3. Gene Ontology annotation, molecular function: protein binding. Gene Ontology annotation, cellular component: THO complex part of transcription export complex. Gene Ontology annotation, biological process: mRNA export from nucleus. The record is from RefSeq and is a predicted model, not a curated record. Bases 39 to 1007 code for a protein of 322 amino acids. The transcript has 6 exons. NCBI's taxonomy places the organism in Eukaryota, Metazoa, Chordata, Actinopteri, Moronidae.